This is a messenger RNA of Halichondria panicea, 1247 nucleotides long. RefSeq names its product probable isocitrate dehydrogenase [NAD] subunit alpha, mitochondrial. Gene Ontology annotation, biological process: tricarboxylic acid cycle; isocitrate metabolic process. Gene Ontology annotation, cellular component: mitochondrion. The coding region runs from base 59 to 1126 and encodes 355 amino acids. Lineage: Eukaryota; Metazoa; Porifera; Demospongiae; Suberitida; Halichondriidae. The record is from RefSeq and is a predicted model, not a curated record. The transcript has 8 exons. Gene Ontology annotation, molecular function: magnesium ion binding; NAD binding; isocitrate dehydrogenase (NAD+) activity.
AGCACUUGUGUCUUUGGCUCUCUCAACCACCUUCCGACAGCUGGCCGGCUAGCAAAAUAUGUUCUCUCCAGUUUUACGACGAGUGUGUCUCUCCUCAAGAAGCUCACUGGCUAGAGCAAGCAGUACACAAUGUGUUACUCUCAUCGAAGGUGAUGGUAUCGGUCCUGAGAUCUCUAGGGCUGUUGUCAAGGUGUUUGAGGCAGCAGAUGCCCCCAUAACCUGGGAGCCUGUGGACGUGAGCCCGGUCAAGACUCCUGACGGACGAGUGACAGUGCCUGAGGGCGUCAUACAAUCCAUGGAGAGGAAUAAAAUUGGACUCAAAGGACCACUAGAGACGCAGAUAGGAAAGGGAUCCGUUUCUCUCAACCUCACUCUACGCAGGGUUUUCAGCUUGUAUGCCAACGUUCGUCCCUGUCGCUCUGUUGAGGGUUACAAGACUGGCUAUGAUGACGUCGACCUGGUCACCAUCCGGGAGAACACUGAGGGAGAGUACAGUGGCAUAGAACACGAGGUUAUAGACGGUGUGGUACAGAGCAUCAAGCUCAUCACUCACAAAGCCUCCAUGAGAGUGGCAGAGUUUGCAUUCAACUAUGCCCGCUCUGCUGGUCGUAAAUCCGUGACAGCUGUGCACAAGUCCAACAUCAUGAGACGAGCCGACGGACUGUUCCUGGCGUGUUGUGCAGAGGUGGCCAGCCAGUACCCAGACAUUGAGUACAGGGACAUGUAUCUGGACACUGCCUGUCUGCAUCUUGUGAAGCGUCCGCAUGUGUUUGAUGUCCUGGUGAUGCCCAACCUCUAUGGGGACAUUCUCAGUGACUUGUGUGCCGGACUAGUGGGUGGUCUGGGCCUCACUCCCAGCGGCAACAUCGGGGCUGACGGUGUCGCCAUAUUUGAAGCUGUUCAUGGGACGGCACCAGACAUUGCAGGGCAGGACAAGGCCAACCCUACAGCACUCCUUCUCAGUGCCGUCAUGAUGUUACAUCACCUCUCAUUCACUCAGCACGCUGACAGAAUCCAGGCAGCCAUCUUAGAGACCAUACGUGAAGGAAAGUUUGUGACGAGGGACCUAGGGGGAGGGGCCUCAUGCACUGAGUACACGAACAGAAUCAUUGCCAGCCUCAAAUAAUUAAUGUGUGUCGCUUAUAUCUAGCAACUCUUAGCCCCUUAGCUAGCUAGUAUCAUUCUGUCAUUAUGUUUAUAAUUCAUCUCAUGUUUCAGUGAUAAAAAAUUGUUUAGUGUCUCAUGAA